UUUUUUUUGCAGCCGAGGCAGGACAGUUGAAUGCUUCCUGCUUUUCGGCGUUAACACAAGCGUAUAGGUUAGAAAGAAAGUACACUCUGUGCUCAGUGGAGGAGGUGAGGAGGCUUUUGUCCCAACUACACCGGCAUUUUGUUGUGUUUGUUGUCAGCUCCGCCGCCUUACACCGACAUUCCUGCUGACUGGAGCUGAGAAAACAGAUGGAAACCGCAUCAGGAUACUGUAAGUGACCCAGGAUGGGGAUGGGUCAGUUCUACGGAUGAAUUUUUAUUUCGGAGGGCCACUAAACAACUGGACCUCUGACCAUUACUCUACAAUCUUUCGCCUGUGAAUGCCGACAGCCCCCAGGAUGGAGGUGCAAUCCAGCUGCCCCAACGUCAGCAUCCCCUGCUACAAUGAGCAGAGGGACAAGAAGAAGCGCUACACCGUUUACAAAGUGAUGGUCAGUGUCGGAAGACAUGAGUGGUUUGUCUUCAGGCGAUAUGCAGAGUUUGAUAAACUCUACAACAUUUUAAGGAAACAGUUUCCCUCUAUGAACUUGAAAAUUCCAGCCAAAAGGAUAUUCGGGGAUAAUUUUGACCCAGAGUUCAUCAAGCAAAGAAGAACAGGGUUACAUGAGUUCAUCCAGCGAAUUGUCUCACAUCCUCAGCUUUGCAACCACCCAGAUGUGCGAACCUUCCUGCAAAUGGACAAAAUGCAGAACUUUUCAGAUGCCUCAGAGGAUGAGGAUGACAAAAACAACUCUACCUCCAGAAACAUUAACCUGGGACCGUCUGGAAAUCCACAUGCCAAGCCCACAGACUUUGACUUUUUAAAAGUCAUAGGAAAGGGGAGUUUUGGAAAGGUUCUCCUUGCAAAACGGAAACACGAUGGAAAGUAUUAUGCAAUCAAGAUCUUACAGAAAAGGGUAAUUCUCAACAGGAGAGAGCAAAAACACAUCAUGGCAGAGCGCAACGUGCUACUGAAGAAUGUGAAGCACCCUUUCCUAGUUGGGCUUCAUUAUUCCUUUCAGACCACAGACAAGUUGUACUUUGUCUUGGAUUUCAUCAAUGGAGGAGAACUGUUCUUCCAUCUUCAAAAAGAGCGGACGUUUCCAGAGCCCAGAGCAAAAUUCUACAUUGCAGAAAUGGCCAGUGCGCUGGGGUAUCUCCAUUCUCUCAACAUUGUUUACAGAGACUUAAAGCCAGAAAAUAUCCUUCUUGACCAUGAAGGCCAUAUCAUUUUGACGGACUUUGGUUUGUGCAAGGAAGGCAUAUCCCUGACUGACACCACCUCCACGUUCUGCGGGACACCUGAGUACCUGGCCCCAGAGGUGUUGAGAAAGCAGCCGUAUGAUAACACGGUUGACUGGUGGUGCCUGGGCUCAGUGCUGUAUGAAAUGCUUUUUGGCCUGCCUCCAUUCUAUAGCAGGGACACACAUGAAAUGUAUGAUAAUAUCCUUCACAAGCCGCUGGUGAUGCGUCCCGGUGCGUCCAGCGCAGCCUGGUCUAUUCUGCAGGCCCUCCUGGAGAAAGAUGGCACCCACAGACUGGGCUCCAGAGAUGACUUUAAUGAGAUCAAAGCACACGCCUUCUUUGCCUCCAUCAACUGGGAUGAUCUUGAACAGAAGAAGAUCCCUCCCCCAUUCACGCCCAAUGUGAGCUCCCCCUGUGAUAUCUCAAACUUCGACCCUGAGUUCACAGAUGAGAUGGUGCCCAACUCUGUGUGCUGGUCUCCAGAACAUUCCAUAGUCAACGCCAGCGUGAUGGAGGCAGACGACGCCUUUCUGGGCUUUUCGUAUGCCCCACCCUCUGACGACUCCUUCUUAUGAAACUUUAAUGAUGACUUCUUGAAUUGCCUUAACCUGUCUUAACUUCUUUUGACUAAAGGGAAGAAUUCAUACCAUGGAUGAACCCAUUUUGUGAAGCCAAAGCAAGCAUUGGAGGAAAGAUGGCACUUAAAAAA
Messenger RNA from Myripristis murdjan (pinecone soldierfish), 1950 nucleotides. RefSeq names its product serum/glucocorticoid regulated kinase family member 3 (gene sgk3). Gene Ontology annotation, biological process: protein phosphorylation. The coding region runs from base 338 to 1816 and encodes 492 amino acids. Gene Ontology annotation, molecular function: protein serine/threonine kinase activity; ATP binding; phosphatidylinositol binding. The record is from RefSeq and is a predicted model, not a curated record. NCBI's taxonomy places the organism in Eukaryota, Metazoa, Chordata, Actinopteri, Holocentriformes, Holocentridae. The transcript has 17 exons.